Messenger RNA from Diprion similis, 3364 nucleotides. Its product is annotated as breast cancer anti-estrogen resistance protein 3 homolog. The record is from RefSeq and is a predicted model, not a curated record. Gene Ontology annotation, molecular function: guanyl-nucleotide exchange factor activity; phosphotyrosine residue binding. Bases 186 to 2564 code for a protein of 792 amino acids. The transcript is spliced from 7 exons. Gene Ontology annotation, biological process: small GTPase-mediated signal transduction; positive regulation of peptidyl-serine phosphorylation. NCBI's taxonomy places the organism in Eukaryota, Metazoa, Arthropoda, Insecta, Hymenoptera, Diprionidae.
CAGUGUCGCGUUAUGCUUCGGAGCAGACAGAGCGCAGCGCCGCGCUGAGCCACGCGGUCAGCUUGUGUAAUUGCGCGAUACCUUCUUAUUCAACAAGUGUGUCCGGGUAGAGUGAAUCCGCAUCAUCCUACGCCGAUUCACCUUUCACCGCAACAAAUCAAUUCCGCGCUGACGUCACGGAAAACAUGGGGAAAACCGCAAGCAAGCUAAAAUCGCGUCGCAGCCAAAGUAUAGCAUGGAGUUUCCGGUUUCCGUCGAUGGGGACUCUGCAGAAUCUGAGCGCGAGUGGCCGUCGGAGGAAAAGAGAUACGUUAUCGAUGGAGAAAUACGGACAUCAGCAACGUCACACGAUACACCUUCAACCAGAGACAAUCAUACAGAAGGAACCUGCCCUCAUAAUAACUCCGCCGUCGCCAUGUCAGAGCAGAGAUAACACAUGGAAGGCGGGCUGCUCCGAAGAGGACAUUUCCAACGAUUGCGCAUGUCCCGAGCGAUCAACCUCCGCUUUUCAGUCUCGACAGUCAAAACAAGACCAGGCCAAAAACCGAGGAGCGAGUCCGGACAUGGAACAACCGGAGGAGACUGCACGGCGCCUCCUCGAACGAGAAUUGCGUUUGCUCGAUCCGCGUGACCUUCGCUCGCAUGCUUGGUACCACGGAAACACCCUUCGUGGCGGGCGGCGGGGGGCAGAACUGGAAGUGCCAAACGAGGGAGAUUUCCUCGUCCGCGAUUGCGCCUCUCAGCCUGGAAACUACGUCCUUACCGUUCGCUGCAAGGGACAACCGUUGCAUUUCGUGAUAAACAGGGUCGUCCUCCAGCCAGACACAGUCUACGAACGUGCUCAAUACCAAUUCGAAGACGAGGCUUUCGACACCGUCGCGGAUUUGAUAACGUUCUACGUGGGUAGCGGUCGGCCGGUGAGCCACGCUAGCGGAGCUCGAAUAGUGAACCCGAGACCUCGAUCAGUGCCGCUCUCCUGUGCCCCAUCGCCGGGUAACCAGCACUCUUCCUCGAGUCCCUCUUCGUCCUCACUCUCGGCAGGAUCUCCACCUAGGUUACCCAGAAAGCAGCAACGGAGUCACUCCUUAACACCACAACAACAACAGCACGGCGCAGUUCAUCAGGGAUUCCAACCUCAAGGAUCAUCCAGCACCCUUCCGCGUGUCCCGCCGACACCGCCUCACUCAGCUUCUUCAUCCUCUUCCCUUUCCUUGGGCCGUCAAAAAAUCACGAGGGUUAUAUCAGACCCGUCUCUGCAGCAACAACAGCUUCCGGCUAACGCAAGCGCUCCUUCGGCGCCUCCGAAGCCACCGAGAGUUCCUUACAUAUCGGCGCAGGCUCCGAACCAGCAUCAUCAUCACGGGCAUCACCAUCAUCAGCAUCAGCAUCCGCAGGUUUACCAGGCCUCAGGAAGCGACAGUGGAAACGGAUCCGGGGACAGCGAAUUCGAGCUCAACAAUUCCGGGGGCAACGGUCAGCCCCCUACGACUCCGGCGGUCAAAGGGGUCAUAAUACGCAGCCCUUACGCCAUUGAGGGUAAUCCGGGGUGUGGAGGGGAGUACGAACUCUCAGCCGAGGAGCACCUCGUCGUGGCCGCGCCCUCGUUGGAGAUACCGUCCUUCCUGGACCUCGACGGUUUUGUAACGCUGCUUCUCCCGACGGGUGAACACCGUCCCCUAGAUUCCACGGCCCUAAGGGGCGUCUCCGGAAUGCUACACGACUCGGCGCCGCGAGUUUUGGCCACUCACCUAACCCGCGUCGAUCUGGAGAUCGCCUUGAGCCCGGGAACCGGCAACAGGAGCGGCCUCAGCGGCAUAGAACUCGCGACUCUGCCGCACGGACGUCAGGCGCGUUUGGACCUCAUCGAGAGGUCCGAGUGUCUGAAACUCCUCGUCGCUGUUACCAUUCUUGCCGGUGCGACAGCCAUCGAAAGGGCAGCGACCAUAUCGAAGUGGAUUAGAGUCGCGGUCGACACGAAGACUGCGCUCGGGAAUCUCUACGGGUUUUGUGGGGUCAUGCUUGGGUUAUGUCUUCCUCAGAUUCAGCGACUCGCUAAUACCUGGCAUCUGCUCAGACAGAAGCAUACCGAUGAGGCUUUCAGCUUUGAAGCCAAGCUCAGACCCACUCUUCGAGCUAUGAACGAGUGCGCCAACCCUCAGGCUCCAAACACCACGCUACCUCACCUUUUGCCCAUCGCUCUGCUCGGGGAACGAGGUCCUGAGGAUAUUCUGGGAACGGCAUCGCCUUCAGGAAUAACCGGGGCCAUUCUGUCUCCAUGGGAGAGUUCGGCAGCGGAUUGUGGUCUUUCGAUUGUCUGGGCGCACCUUGAUGCGGCCCGGAAACUUGCGGAGAGCCUUCCGCUUUAUCGAAGGAACGCUGAAAUCGCACUCGAGGGAUGCAGGAACGACGAAUUACUCGCUGACGCGUUUCGCACGGAGUUUCACAUGAAGUUUCUCUGGGGGAGUCGUGGCGCAGCUGUAGCACCGGAGGAACGCCACCUAAAAUUCUCUCAGGUCCUUGACGCGAUGUACGACAAGUGUGCGGCGACAGAAACUUCCUCGUAAUUUCAAUUACCCCAAAAUUUCACGUCGCCCCAUUCAGCCUAAUUUCAAUGGCUUCUGUACAUUGUUGAAGUUAGAUUAGUACCUAUAUUGAAUUAGAUUAUUAUGUAAGGAUGAGUACUGUAAUUGAAUAAAGACGAGGCACGUCUUUCCCAAAUCUAUUUAACGAACCCCACUCAAGACAAUACUACAAACGACAAAUGUAUUAUGUGAAGUAUUCGAUGUAUAAAUAUUAUAGAUGCGUUACGUACUUAAUCAAGGAAGCUGACCUUAGUGAAACUGGGAUUUUUCACGUACUUCUUUUCAUUUGAAUGAUUUCCUCGUGCUUUUCAAAAUUCAGUAACGACUGCAAUAUCAUGUAGUAAAAAAUACAUCAAAAAAUGAAAAAUUAUAUCAAAUUUUACCAGCAAAUUAAUGUGAAAAGAACUAUGUACCGAAUUCUGAGUUAAGGCACUCAUUUAUCAUGUUUUAAAACUUUGGCUAAUCCAAAUUUCACUAAGAUCCUCCUUUGAACCGAUUCUAUAUUAUACCAACUCUUAAUUGUACAUGUUGUUACUUAUUCAUACAUAUAUCAACGGAAUAAUGAUUGUAUCUAUUUUCCCUGCCGCUAUACCCCAGCUCACCCAUAUGUGUGUAUUGAACGACUGAAUCUACGCAUAAGGUUUUUGUUUCGAGAAUAUUGUCCAGUUUUUUAUGGAAACUUACACGCAAUCUAUCAAAAAUAAGUAAGCUUAUGUAAAAUAUAAUGUCUAGUCAAGUGGACCAAAAGUUACCAAAGGUUCAAAACAUAAAAAAAGAUGAAA